AAGCAUCUUAUUGCUUCUUAAUUACAAUUAUUACUUUACAAUUAUAAUAUUACAAUUAUAUCAACGUUGGUCGGUUAGUGUGUGAGGCUGGAGGCGGUGUUGUUGUUGUUGUGGUCUGAGAGGAAGAGAUCACCGCUGGCUGCACACGCCGCGGCAGGCGAACAUCUUCACGCUAACUUAACGUACUAUAAAGAAGAAGACGCUGCUGGUUAGAACGGCGGGUAUAUUGCUCUUGUAAUAAGGACGCGACAGCGGUCGGUAGAGGUUCGUGCUAACGUGCCCGUUACGUAGUGCAGGUGGUCCAUAAUGAGUAAGAAGUGUCGGCAGUGUGGUUCAACUUCAUUUAGUAUAGAAGCUGGUCUGAAAAUAUGUGACCAGUGUGGAGUAGAGCAAAAGGGCUAUAUUGAGCUUGAGAGCCAAGAACUCAUCUCUGAAGUUGAUCGGUCACGCUUUGCCUCCAAGCGGUUUGAUGAGGAUGACGAGGCAGAAGUUGCUAUACAAGAAGACAAAGAGUUAAAUAACUGGACAACAUAUGAAGCAUAUAAUGUUGUUCUGUAUGAAUGGACUCAAGCAUUAUGUGGUCUUGGAGCUUCACAACACUUCAAACAGGUUAUAUAUAAGCUUUGGGUGAUGUACCUUCAUAAUCUUGAAAUUGCCUUCUUGAAGCCAGCAUCUUCUAAUAAGAGACGAAGUAGUGGAAGUAAUAAAGAUGCUCAGCCAAAAGUUUCCCUGAUCCAAAGCCCAAGAGAUGUCCAGCUGAUCAAUUUUGGGAAAGAGAGUGUAUGUUCUUCCUCAAUGUCAGUCUUCAGUGACAGAAGGAAAAAGAAGAAGAAGAAGAAAGAAGUAUCAGAAUUAGACAAUUUAAAGAAAAAGACAGAACGUCAAAAAUAUCUUAAGGAAUUUAAGUCCAGUAAAAAUUCUUCAAUGAUGAGUUGCUCAUUAUCCCAAGAGCUAAGUAAAUCACUGUCGGAGUGGGAGUCAACCUCGUUUAUCUCGAACUCUGCCGCUCCAUCCUUUAACGAUGAGGAAUCUGUAUAUUCUGGAAACAUGGAUCAUCCGUCUGACGUGUCCAAUGCAAUGUCAGAGGACUGGCAGUCAUUCAUUACUGGCGGCGGUGAUACAUACAACCGACAUGAUUUUGAUUAUUCACAAACAGACGAAGAUGAGCCUCAAGAAUCUAGAGUUGAAGUGUGUCGAAAUAAGUUUGUCCGUAAUUGGAUACUGCAGCGAACAAGAAUGUACGAGAGCGAAAAUGAAGGCGAGGAAAUAAAUGGAAGUAUAUUUGAAGAAGCUAAACAGGAAGUGCCUUUUGAUUGUCAUAGCAAAAAGUCAUCAUUUAAUGCAAGCUCUUCUCAGAAAUCAGACCUAGAUUCACAAGUGAAAAAAGCUCAAAGGAUAGCACAGAUGAAAAGAGCUCGAAGGAAAGCACAGAAGAUAACUGCUUCUCAACAACGUUGGUUCAGAACCAAACAAGCACUUCAUAUAUCCUUUCGGAAACUUCUUGGUUUACUGUACCUUGCAGUAUUGAUAGCUAAAGAAGAAAUCCUUUUGCUGGACAUUAUUCGGUGGUGUCGAGAGGGCCACAUUCCAUACAUGUCGGCUCAGUACCUGUUAAAGCCAGAUAUGAAAUUAUUUUCUCGUGAUUUGUUUAUGCUAAGAGAGACCCAGACUCUCCCAACUGCAGAAGAGCUACAAUCUAUUAUUGGAAAUUUAGUUCUGUUUCUCAACAUACAAAGUGUACCUCUACCAUCUGUCAACGAUGUGAUAAUGAGGCUAGUCAAGAUUCUACGUUUACCAGAGUCGGUAGGACUCUUGGCACAAAAAGUUAAAGGACUGGAGAAGACUGUUUACCAUAAUAAACAAGGUUUUAAAUUUCCGGCUAUCGAGUCUCUGGCCAUGGCAUCCAUUAUUAUAGUGCUUAAAGCGUGUUAUGGUGUGAAUGACCACACAGAAGUACAACUUUCUCGUCUGGCUGUCAAGAUUAAUGAGGAGAUUCAGCCCCGUGCUAAAAUACCACCACUCUUUUCAUGGGAUGAAUGGGAGAGGUACAUGUGUAAAGUGGUGUGGUUCUGUAACCAAAUAGAUCCUGUGUCGGCAGAAAAUUCCCAGAAGUUUGAAGAGUUGGUGACAAUGGAUUCCUCACAAUUUGAAAGAUUUUUCUGGAGUGAAGGAAUUUGGAGAUAUCCAAAAACUUUGAGAGAAGAAAAAAAAAUAGUUCCGUUUGUACAAAAAAUUCUUGAAUGGCAAGGUGACUCACUUGAGAAGAAGUUUAGUCAGCCCACCAUAUUCAAGCCAACACAUGAUCCAUUUCUGAAAAUCAUUGAGCAGUUUCUAGCGCAGCACAGAGCUGAUAAGCACAACAUUCAUAAUAUGGUUAAGGUGGCUGAAAAACUCGUGGAAACAUCCUUCUCUCACCAUACUGUAGAUUGGACAGGCAAAUUAGGCAGUUUGCAAGAGAGUUUGAAGACUUGCAAUUCAGAUAUUAUUCUUAUGUCAGAAAAAGAUGCCAAUCAAGCAAAAAAGAAAAAACUGGGCUCAAAACAGAGAGAAAAUGGAAGGAAAACUGCACGAGGGAACACACUGGUUAUUCCUGUGCCUCUAGAAAAGGUUUGGAGGAUUAAAAAAUUCAAUAAAUCCAACUGGAAGAGAAUAUAUGAUUCUUGUCCUUCCAGUUUCAAGUGGCUUGUUCACCUUGGAAGCCUGGUUUGUGAGACAACUGAUAAACACAUUUUCUCUGGCAUUAUAAAGCUUGAUAGGAAAAGACCAACCAAGGGACGUUGACAUGGAAGAUUGAAUUGCUUCUGAAUAGCUAGGGGUGUGAGGUUUUGAUGGGUAGUGCAGAAGUCGGCACAGUCGACUCGACCAAAAGAUUCUGGAAUCGACUCCCGGGUAGGACAAGACAUUUUGAAAUAUCUACUUACACCUCAUUCUGUUCAUCUAGUAGUAAAUAGGUAACCAUGAGUUAGGCAACGUUGAUAAUAAUGAUAAACCCAACCCAGUUACUUGUCCCCAAACUUUGAUAUCAAUUAUCUUAAAACAUAUCUAAGAAGUUUUGAUUAUUCUGUGACAUAGUAUUUAUAUACACUAUAUAUGACUGCAUAUUCUGUGUUCAUUAUUAUUUUGUUUAGGGCUUCUAUCCCUCUGACUAGUGCUCUUGCAUCUUGGUUUAAUUGGAAGAGGAUUUCUUCAAAUGUUAU
Messenger RNA from Procambarus clarkii (red swamp crayfish), 3197 nucleotides. It is a transcript of the gene TAF1B, whose product is annotated as TATA box-binding protein-associated factor RNA polymerase I subunit B. Gene Ontology annotation, molecular function: RNA polymerase I core promoter sequence-specific DNA binding. Gene Ontology annotation, cellular component: RNA polymerase transcription factor SL1 complex; RNA polymerase I core factor complex. NCBI's taxonomy places the organism in Eukaryota, Metazoa, Arthropoda, Malacostraca, Decapoda, Cambaridae. The record is from RefSeq and is a predicted model, not a curated record. Gene Ontology annotation, biological process: RNA polymerase I preinitiation complex assembly; nucleolar large rRNA transcription by RNA polymerase I.